Molecule: messenger RNA, 2542 nt
Organism: Scatophagus argus
Lineage: Eukaryota; Metazoa; Chordata; Actinopteri; Scatophagidae
Product: calpain-1 catalytic subunit-like
Exons: 23
Coding region: 162-2276 (704 amino acids)
Biological process (GO): proteolysis
Cellular component (GO): cytoplasm
Molecular function (GO): calcium ion binding; calcium-dependent cysteine-type endopeptidase activity
Source: RefSeq, a predicted model, not a curated record
GUCUUCUCUGCAGUGUGGAGAGGGCUGGACCUGCGCUCCUGGGUUUUAAAACCACUGCCCCUUUUUCACAGAUUUACGCGAUUAUCGCAGUCAGAUUUAUUUUGAAGGAUCUGCAAGUUUCCUAGUGGCCUUUGAAGCGGUGGCUGCCUAUACAGACAAGUAUGUAUCCAGCUGGAGGGAUAUCUGCAAGCAUAUAUGCCAACAGGCUGCGGGCAGAAGGCAUGGGCUCCAAGGAGCAGGCUGUGCCCUUCUCCAACCAGGACUAUGAGGCGCUGAAGCAGCAGUGUGUGGAGUCGGGCUGCCUGUUCGAAGACCCCUGUUUCACCGCUGAGCCUUCAUCCUUGGGUUUCAAGGAGCUGGCCCCCUAUUCCUCCAAAACUAGAGAUGUGGAGUGGAUGAGGCCCACGGAACUGACAGAUGACCCUCAGUUCAUUGUGGGUGGUGCCACGAGAACGGACAUCUGUCAGGGGGCGCUGGGUGACUGCUGGCUCUUAGCAGCUAUCGCCUCUCUCACCCUGAAUGAGAGGCUUCUUCAUCGGGUUGUCCCACAUGGACAGUCCUUCCAAGAUGAUUAUGCUGGGAUCUUCCACUUUCAAUUCUGGCAGUUUGGUGAAUGGGUCGAUGUUGUGAUAGAUGACAGAUUGCCUGUUAAAGAUGGGGAGCUGAUGUUUGUCCAUUCCGCUGAGGGCAAUGAAUUCUGGAGUGCACUACUGGAAAAGGCUUAUGCCAAGCUUAAUGGCUCCUAUGAGGCUCUGUCUGGAGGAAGCACUACAGAAGGGUUUGAGGACUUCACAGGUGGUGUGUCUGAGAUGUAUGAACUCCGUACUGCACCCAGAGAUCUGCACAGGGUCAUCAGCAAAGCCCUGGAGAGAGGCUCUCUGCUGGGCUGCUCUAUCGACAUCACCAGUGCUUUCGACAUGGAAGCUGUUACAUUCAAGAAGCUCGUGAAGGGCCACGCCUACUCAGUCACUGGAUUGAAAGAGGUUGAUUUCCGUGGCAACAUGGAACGCCUGAUCCGAGUACGUAACCCAUGGGGCCAGGUGGAGUGGACCGGUGCUUGGAGUGACAAUUCCCCUGAAUGGGAUGAGAUUGACCCUUCUGAACGAGAAGACCUGCAUCUUAAAAUGGAAGAUGGGGAGUUUUGGAUGUCCUUCAGCGAGUUCAAGAGGCAGUUUUCUCGGCUAGAGAUCUGUAACUUGACUCCCGAUGCUCUGAGUGAGGACACUCUCAGCUACUGGAACACCAUGAAGUUCUAUGGCAUGUGGAGGAGAGGCAGCACUGCUGGAGGAUGCAGGAACCAUCCCAACACAUUUUGGAUCAACCCUCAGUAUAAGAUCACGUUGUUGGAAGAGGAUGAUGACCCAGAGGACGAUGAGGUGGCAUGCAGUUUUUUGGUAGCUCUCAUGCAGAAGGAUCGCCGACGAUAUCGGCGCCAUGGUCAGGACAUGCACACCAUUGGCUUUGCUAUCUAUGAGAUUCCAGAAGAGUACAGAGGCUGCCAGAAUGUCCAUCUGAAGAAAAAUUUCUUUUUGACCCAUUCAUCAUGUGCUCGCUCAGAGACCUUCAUUAACCUGCGAGAGGUGAGCACACGGAUUCGUCUGCCCCCUGGAGAGUACCUCAUCGUCCCCUCCACGUUUGAGCCCAACAAAGAGGCUGACUUUGUCCUCAGAGUCUUCACUGAGAAGCAGUCAGAAACUGAGGAAAUGGAUGAUGUGAUCUCUGCUGAUUUGGGAGAUGAGGAUGAAAUCACUGAAGAUGACAUUGAUGACUCUUUUAAGUCCAUGUUCGCUCAGCUAGCAGGAGAGGACAUGGAAAUUUCUAUUCGCGAGCUUAGGACCAUCCUGAACAGAGUCGUCUCACGGCACAAAGAUCUGAAGACCGAUGGCUUCAGUGUGGAAUCAUGUAGGACCAUGGUCAACCUGAUGGACAAAGAUGGCAGUGCUCGUUUAGGGCUGGUGGAGUUUCAGAUCCUCUGGAACAAGAUCAGAAAAUGGCUAGUCAUUUUUAGACAAUUUGAUCUUGAUAAGUCAGGGGCCAUGAGCUCAUAUGAGAUGCGUCUUGCUGUAGAAGCAGCAGGUUUUAAAUUGAAUAACAAAUUGAACCAGAUUCUGGUCGCCCGGUAUGCAGAGAAUGAGGUGAUUGACUUUGACAACUUCAUCUGCUGCUUGGUCAAGCUUGAAGCUAUGUUCAGGUAUUUCCAGCAGUUGGACAAGGAAGGGUCAGGAGUAGCUGAGAUGAGUAUUACAGAGUGGCUUUACCUGACAAUGUGUGGUUGAAGAGGACUGUCUGUACUGGAGGGUACAGUGCCUGUAUCCCAUAGCCCUGCCAUGCUGUAGCCGUGAAGACCCUUCAACCUUAGCUGACUAACUGAACACCUCCCUUUAACACAUCCCACCUCAACAUACUUAAAGUAGCAAAAAAAAAAGAAAAAACUGUAAUGGAAAUCCAAAGUCCAAUCAAGUGUCUCCUGGCCUAAUUUGCUAUACAACUAUGCAAACCUACAGUAUGAAGCAGUAACUGUGCCACAUGUGUCAUCUAUGUA